AUGAACAGCAUGGACAAGAGUUUGACUGAUCUGAUGGUAAUACUGCAAACUGCUAAGAAGGAUAUGAAGGUAAAUCCUUCACUGCAUGCAAUGAUGGUCAGAAAGACUAACAAGCGCCCUAACACCGGGAAGUUUAAUCCCAAGGCUAAUGCAGUGAAGAAUCCUAGAUAUCAAGCUCAAAAGAAGCUUAAGAAAGGGAUGCAGGUACCCCAAUCUGAUGAGAAGGAGGUCAUGUGCUUCCAUUGUGGAAAGAAAGAUCACUGGAAGAAAAAUUGUAAUAUUUUCAUGAAGAAGGAUGUCGGUGGAGCGGAUGCUUUAGGUAUCUUUAUGGUAGAGUGCAAUUUUUCUAUUUCUUCAUCAUGGAUCAUAAAUUCUGGAAGUAGUUCUCACAUUUAUGGGAACAUGCAGGGUCUAAGUAACUGCAGAUAG
Zingiber officinale is the source of this 429-nucleotide messenger RNA. RefSeq lists its product as uncharacterized. The record is from RefSeq and is a predicted model, not a curated record. The coding region runs from base 1 to 429 and encodes 142 amino acids. Lineage: Eukaryota; Viridiplantae; Streptophyta; Magnoliopsida; Zingiberales; Zingiberaceae. Gene Ontology annotation, molecular function: nucleic acid binding; zinc ion binding. The transcript has a single exon.